AGCGAACACAUUUCGCAAAAAAUUUGUGUCAAUUUGAAGAUAUAUUAUUAGUGGUUUUUUGGCUUUUGAAAAUCAAUUUUACCUUUUGUCGCAAUUAUUGCGUAGCAGGAUGAAGGUUGGGCAAUCAUCGGAGAUUUUAGGAUCCAUACAGAAAAGGGUCUUGCUGACGAAGCCAAUGGAAAGAUGUCAACCUUAUUCAAUUCAUGCGCCACAGAAACGAUGGGGAUCGUCUACUCAUACUAACAGUGCUGGAGGCAUUAUUGCAACCAAAAAUGAAACAAUACCAUUGAGCAAGGAAUCAUCAACUAGAGUUUCAAGUCAGAUAAAGACAGUUGUCUCUCUGUUUGUGGAACUAGUCAAAACAAGCACGCCAUCUUUUGAAUUUUCCUUAUCAAACUUGGCUAAGAGGCCACCCUUUCCGAACCUACAAACUGACAAAUCCAAAGACAGUGUUACAAAUGCUAACACAAAGAUGGAACAAAAAGAUGGAUCAGAGUAUAAAAGUGGUAUCCCGUCAUACUUCGAUAUUCUUGGAAGAAAAAAGGAAGAAAAGACAGUUGGUGCCAUACCUCAAUGGAAAAUUAAAAGGAAAACAGUAAGCCAAGAGAGCAUAGAUGCCCGGACAAAGCAUGUGGUUUCAGCAGUAGCAAAAGCAGUAACUAAAUCUAGUUUGUUAGUACGCCUUGAAGAUUUUUGCCGUCACAUGUUCGAAUACCCUCAAGCAAAGAGUUUGGCCUCACGGGAGGGCGCAGUUUCAAUUUUGUUACGCUUGAAGCAUAGCAUUCCUCGCGACGAACUUGUCCACCGUCAAAUCCGCGAAGGUUUGGCCCUAGUUGGUUACGCUGAUCCUUUACCAGCUAGAGGUAUUCGCAUCCUGUCGAUUGAUGGGGGAGGAACCAGAGGCUUGCUAGCACUUAGAAUCCUUCGCCAUCUGGAAGAAAUUGGAGGUCGACCGAUAUACGAGAGUUUCGACUAUAUUUGUGGCGUGAGCACCGGUGCUAUUCUUGCCUUACUUAUUGGUGCUUCCAAAAAGAACGUUGUGGAUGUGGAAGCCAUGUACCGUCAAAUAAGCAGCGAAGUUUUCAAACAAGAUCGCUCUUCGGGACUAGGCGGACUACUGUGGAGCCAUGCUUACUAUGAUACUGACAAAUGGGAGAAAAUUUUGAAAAAUAAAAUAGGAGAGACUGUAAUGAUACGAACUGCCCGUGAGCCCAACUGCCUUAAAGUGUCGGCUAUUUCAAGCAUUGUUAGUCAGGAAAUGCUCCGGCCUUUCGUAUUUCGCAACUAUACCUUACCUUUCCGCGUCCAGUCGCUCUACAGUGGAACCUUCCGCCACAAAAUGUGGGAAGCAGUGAGAGCUUCAUCGGCUGCGCCGGGAUACUUCGGGGAAUUCAAACUGGAAGAAAAUAUCCACCAAGACGGAGGAUUGUUCGUCAAUAAUCCGUGCGCUGUGGCCAUACACGAGGCCAAAUGUAUCUGGCCGAAUGCCAAACUAUUAAGUGUAGUGUCAAUUGGCACCGGACGAUGUCAGCCCUUGAAUAUAGCAGCGCCCGGUGGGAAUGCCAUUGAUCCAAGUACUACAACUUUAAAACAGAAGCUGAGUAAGGUGAUCGAUUCGGCUACUGAUACAGAGCGCGUACAUACAAUCCUUCACGACCUUUUGCCACCGAAAGUGUACUAUCGCUUCAAUCCAUACUUGAGCGAAAUCCAUGGUCUAGAUGAGACGGAUCCAGCACGGUGGGACAAAAUGCUCGAGGAUGUGGACAUGUACAUCAGGAAGAAUCAUAGCAAUAUGAAUCAAGCUGCCAGUACGCUACAAGUACCCCGAAGUGCCUACCAAUGUGCGAAAGACUGGAUGGUUGAAAAGCGGUUUUUGCUCCAGAAUAUGGCGAGUUUCUAGUCCCUCAACAGGCUUGGUCGAUUGUGAUCUUCUGAACUAGGACAAAAUUGACGUUCAAAGUAUUUCAGUGAUUUUAACAAUGAGACACCGAUCGAAGGUUGUAAAAUUUCGUAAAAAUCAACUAGUGUAAUGAUGUUACUGUGAAAACAUACAGUUGCGUUUUCCUGUAUGACAAAAUAUUGUAAAUA
Molecule: messenger RNA, 2088 nt
Organism: Daphnia carinata
Lineage: Eukaryota; Metazoa; Arthropoda; Branchiopoda; Diplostraca; Daphniidae
Product: calcium-independent phospholipase A2-gamma-like
Exons: 8
Coding region: 110-1900 (596 amino acids)
Biological process (GO): arachidonate metabolic process
Cellular component (GO): membrane
Source: RefSeq, a predicted model, not a curated record